AUGUGUAGGACUCGAAGGAUUAAGUGUGAUGAGACCAAGCCAACAUGUAACCAAUGCGCCAAAUCAAGGCGACAGUGUCCAGGAUAUAAGGACGACUUUGAUCUUGUCUUUCGCAAUGAGACCCAAGCUACCGAGCGACGGGCGCGGCGGACACUCACGACGGGAAAGCAAUCAAAUAUCCGGGUUACGAUCCAGAAUCCGCAUCCUGCUUUAUCGAGUGCGCCGAACGACGGUAGCAACUUGACGAUUACGUCCACGUCAGGCGCCGAUAUGGCUAUGGCACUAGCCUCACCAAUGUCCCUAUCAAUACCUAUCGAACAGCAAGCACCAUGCUAUUUCAUGUCAAACUUUGUGUUGGCCCCAUCGAACGAUGCCGGUACCCCACGAGGAUAUUUUGACUUCCUUGCUCCCCUAAUGAAGAACGAACACCCAGACUCCCAACUAGCAAGUGCCUUCUCUGCUGUUGCGAUGGCGUCUUUAGCCAAUAGACCCAAUUCAAAGAGUAGGAAGGAACUAAAGUAUAUUUCCGUUAUGCAAUACGCAAAAGCUUUAAAGGCCACCAAUUUAGCUCUACAGGAUCCCUCUAAACAAAAGACAGACCAGACUCUCGCGGCUAUUCUAAUGCUAGGAUUUUAUGAGACCGUUUGCACGGAGAAUACCAACCCAAGUGCCUGGUAUUCGCAUAUUGAUGGCGCAGUUCAAAUCGUGAAACUCAGAGGUAAGAAACAGCUACGUACAAAAGUCGGGAAUGCUCUAUUCCAAGUAGUGAGAACACAAAUGGCGAUCACUUGUAUGACUGCUUCAAAAUCUCCAGAGCUUGGUCCCGACUGGUGGGUCGCAGACAGCGUAUCAGACGACUUUGGUGUCCCCGUAACCAAGAUUCAGCUUGAACUAGCUGAACUCCGGGCUGAGGUCAAUAACGCACUCACUUCCUUCCCUCGGACCCCAGAAUAUUUCGCAAAGGUGACUGGUUUUAUACGGCGUGCUGAGCUAUUGGAGCAGGAGUACUAUCAAUGGGAAGCGUCUUUACCUGCUUCUUGGAAACCCAGGACCGUGGCUUGGGUAGACAAUGUCGCAGGUGCCGAUAUCAGCAAGGCAGAAGUAUGCCCGGGUAAAGUUGAGGUAUAUACUAGUAUCUGGGUUGGUACCACGUGGAACCAUGCUCGAUCCGUGCGUAUCAAUAUCUCUGGUACUAUCACCCGAUGUGCAGCUUGGAUCUGUUCCCCCGUUGACUACCGCACUACCCCAGAAUAUGCCCACGGUAUCAGACUAUGUUCCGACCUAGCGACCGAUAUUCUCUCUUCGAUACCGUAUCACCUGGGGUGGGACAUUAAUAAGGGAGGAGCCGUGUCUUCAUCUGAUUUCUCGAGCUUCACUUCUGGGCUCGAUGCAUUUAGGAACCCUAAGGGUAUAGGUGGGUUCUUCGCCCUAUGGCCAAUAUUUGCAGUCUCCUGUACCGAUUACAUCACCGAUGCGCAACGAGCAUGGGCCAAGGCGCGGAUGCGGUAUAUUGGUGAUAGCAUGGGAAUGAACCAUGCGAAGGUGCUUGCGGGGUUCCAACUCCGUCUCCCAUCCAUGAUCAUCCGCCGCGACAAUAUAGGCCACUCACCUCCCAGCACACAAACGGCACCUGCUAUGACCCGUGGUGUUUACUCUCCUCCCACGGCGCCACCAUCCGGCGCUACUCCACCCUUCCCUCAUCCCUCUUUCCCCAUAAGCUACGCCUCUUCAGCAACAACAAGGAUCUCGGCUACAGUAUAUGCCCUCGAUCCACUACAACAGCGCGAGGCAAUGCAAAAGGAGACUUUUGAGAGGGAACGGGCUUUACUUCUUAAGAAAGCUAGUAAUAGCCAGGGAGAAGCGGUCGAAAAGUUGUUGGCUGUUUAUUUAGCUGUAUGA
Molecule: messenger RNA, 1899 nt
Organism: Venustampulla echinocandica
Lineage: Eukaryota; Fungi; Ascomycota; Leotiomycetes; Helotiales; Pleuroascaceae
Product: Zn2 DNA-binding protein
Exons: 5
Coding region: 1-1899 (632 amino acids)
Biological process (GO): regulation of DNA-templated transcription
Molecular function (GO): DNA-binding transcription factor activity, RNA polymerase II-specific; zinc ion binding
Source: RefSeq, a predicted model, not a curated record